Oppiella nova is the source of this 1047-nucleotide messenger RNA. The record is from the annotation of a GenBank genome assembly. NCBI's taxonomy places the organism in Eukaryota, Metazoa, Arthropoda, Arachnida, Sarcoptiformes, Oppiidae.
AUGAAUUCAUUGGUCACAACGUCUUCGGAUGGACUCAAUCGACGUGAAAGAGUUGUCAAUAGGAAUGGCGACACAAAUGAGGAGAACGUGUCUCGAGUGGUGUCUCAAGAAGUGUCGCCCGAAAGCACACAAAACCAGAGUAUUAUGAAGCGAGUGGUGAGUCUAAUGGCACUCUCGAUGGCUAUUCUUGUAGUGGUUUACUACACGACUCAAUGCAAUGACACCAAAGAACUGGUGAUGGCUUCCGUCACUCAAACCAUAACGGGUUCACCGAUCGGACAGCAAGUCAUGUGUUCUCAAGACUAUACCGAAGACAGAGUUCGGUUCCCGUCGUGUGCGCCUCAAAGGUGCGGACGUUUUGUGUCCGAUUCGGUGGUCACGGAAUCGGAGGCCAAACAGUUGUUGUCAGUCGCGAAGAAAGGCCUAUCAUUGGGCGGCUCUUCGGGCGGCAACUCUUUCCUCAGCUUACAUUCGGGCAGACUUUCGGUGGGCACUAAUUCGGUGAAUAUCUAUAAACUCAUUGAACGUCAACAACAAAAGGAAGAGGACCUCAAAGAGCUGUUCACCGAAAACGACUUAGAAGUCUACAGAACGGUGUCGAACAGAAUCCGCGAAACGAUUGCCACUCAUUUCGGCGUCCCUUCGGCGCGACUAUACUUAACGCCAACCAAUUUCUUCCGCCGAAAUACGGCAAAGAGUCCCCAAAGCAAAGGCGACAAGUAUUGGGUCCGACACGUGGACAACAGGAACUUAAAGGACCUUCAGUUCAAUUCAGUGCUCUAUUUGUCGACAUAUGGCGCGGACUUCUCGGGCGGACGCUUUAUAUUCACGGAUCAGAUGUCGAACCAAACAAUUGAGCCUAAGUUGGGACGACUCUCGGGGUUCACGUGUGGCUCAGAAAACGAGCACUUCUUCGAGAGGGUCACCUCUGGGACCCGAUAUGCUCUGGUUGUUGGCCUCACGUGUGACCCUCAGGCCGCCGCCAAAGACCUACGGAUUGUUAGACCGCAGACAUGCGCUCAACUAUUUUUGAACGACAAGGAAUAG